AUGAUUGAGAUCUUUAAAUCCCUUCGGAUACUGAUCCUGAUUUCUUCAUGUUCUCUGAUCUUGGGAUGCUAUCCUCCUGAGCCAACCAGAUCACCCAACUCAAGAACCGAUAAAUACCUUUCAAAACUACCCGAUUCUUGGAAACUAAGUACUCUCGCUUUUAUAGGAAGUCAUAGUUCAGCGGCGUAUGAUGAAAACUUAAACGAACACGUAAAAACACAAGACAUGUCGAUAUCCACGCAGUUAGAAUCUGGAAUUCGUGUGUUAGACAUAACAGUACAUCUAACUAACAACACAUUUGUGAUGCAUCACUAUUAUUUCCACUUGAGCAUCACAUUUGAUGAACUGUUGAUCGAAGUACAAAAUUUUUUGGAAAAUCAUCCUCAAGAGCUAGUGAUAAUAUUUAUGCAAGAAGAAUUUGACGCGAAAAAAAACCAUAAAUCUAAUUGCUAUGUCUUGAAGAAGUACAUCACAAAAUUUCGUGAUCUGUUUGUUGACCAUUGGUCUAUUGAUGACACUCUUGGACAGCAUCGUGGAAAAAUCCUGUUAGCAAGAGGAAAUGUCGGAUUUCAAGGUUGUACCCAAAGUCUGCCUUGCAAAAUCCAAAAUGACCAUCGGAAGUCUAAUUGGAAGCUUAAAGAGCACAAAUGGCAAGCCAUAAAGUCACUUCAAGAUGAAAUCUUCCAAAGGGAUCGAAAAUUCCAGUGUUACAUCAAUUUUUUGUCGAUUAGUUCCGGUGUUUCCAAAACUCCACGAGAAAUUGCUCGUUCCAUGAGAGGCCAGAGUCGUCGGGGUUCGGGGGUAGAUUUGACAUUCACCGAUGGAAUGGUUGAAUUGAUGACUGGAUACUUCGUAAAUUCAAAAAAUGUCUUGUAUAUUAUUUUUGCCGACUUUCCGUACUAUCGUUUGUGUGAUACAAUUACGGAAAUGAAUUAA
This is a messenger RNA of Cotesia congregata, 936 nucleotides long. Lineage: Eukaryota; Metazoa; Arthropoda; Insecta; Hymenoptera; Braconidae. The record is from the annotation of a GenBank genome assembly.